AGCUUAAAAUAUUUCCGAUGCCUUAGGCUGCAAUAGCAAGGGCAGGUGCAGCAAAUGGUUCCGAAAUUCUAAUGCCUUAUAUCCUUAUUAGACAUUGAAAAUGCUGAGUAAGCUUCGGAUGAUGUUAGAAUUUGUGAAGGUUAACGACGAUUUGGUUGUAACAUUGUCAUAUACCACGUCUAGGAAAAUCAUGUUUACAUUUAUGGAACGAAAAUAUCGUUCGAAUUUCGGUGUACGUUACUAAUAGGUAUACACAUUUCGUACAUCCGUUGUGUACAAAUCAACUUAAUCAGUGGAGAAUCUGCCAACGUCGCGAUGAAUCCACCGUCGUGCAUAAAAAUCCCUGGUUCCAAAGAAACUUUGAUUUGUCCAAAUUUAACUGUAAGCGAUGUGGAUAUUCGCGAUCAAUGCACUAAGAAUGAUCUUAUCUCAUUGGCAAAUGAAAUCUUUGGUACAAACAAAUGGAAUCAUACUGUGACAAGUCAAACUUUAGAUUUUGUCGAAUACACCACAGGCAAAUAUCAGGUCGGAUGCGCAGCCUUCGUUAAAAUUCAAUUGCGAGAUGGAACUGUUCACGAGGACGUAGGAUACAGCAACUUGGAAGGACCCAACAAGGGCUUAAUUAUAUUUUUAGCGAGAACUGGUUCCAUUACAAAUGCUAUGAAAAACACCUUGUUGUGCUUUGGUGGUGAUAUUGCUACAAAAAUUCGAAAUUUUACCAAACCGAAAACCGAGAGUUCAGUUUCAACCAUUUCUCAUAUUGGAGAACCACAAAAGAUGGUUCCCCCUCUGCUACGGAUGACUCCAAAUGCUCAAUCCACGCCGCAUAAAACACCAUCGCCAAGGUGCGACAUCCAGGCCACUACGUUCAAUUAUGAUAAUCGAGAGGUUUUAUCAGUUUCGAAUAAUGAAGAACCAAAAAUACAAUCACCAAAACCUCUUCACCCAGUGGAAAGCUGCGUUAAGGUUGAUAAAGCUGCAAUGACGGAGGAGGAACGAAGAUUGGAAAGAAAACGCAAACAAGCACAGAAGCAAGAAGAGUAUAAAAGGUUACUGAAAGAAACGGCAUAUGGCCAGAAACCAAAUCCAAGAUUUUAAUUCGAUAAACUUUUACUGAGUAAGAACUUACAGAGCUUAGUGAUAAAAAAGUUGUUCGCUUGUUAAAUAUACGAUAUAUAUUUUCUUAAGUUGCUCGUUUAAGCCCUGUUGAUAUGUAAACACGAUUCAAGGUCACCUCUGUGGCCGGCUGUACAGGUUAAUUGGAUGUUAGCAAACAAUACCAGUGGACUCGAAUCGGUCAGAAUCAACCACCUUGGGUUUAGCUAUUAUGAUAAUACAUGAGUUAUUAACACAUAGGUACAUAAAAUAGAAAUUUAUUUUCAAAUGAACCUGCUGAAAAGUACUUCACAGAGUUCAAGUUCUACUCGAAGCUUAAAAACUAGUCAUUAUCUUUCCAUGGUCACACUUUCACUUAUAUUUGGCAUUGGCAAUCUGGAAGCAGCUGAGGAUAGCUUUUUUCUUGCCAACAUUCUCAAGAGUAUACGAAACUCCACAUGGUACAGUGAAAUGUCCGUAAGUGUCCAUUUUAAUGCUCUUCUCAUGAAUUGUUACUACAAUAUUACCCGCCAUAAUACAAAAUACCUGCAAAAGUUUGUCAAAUAUAACA
Molecule: messenger RNA, 1666 nt
Organism: Neodiprion fabricii
Lineage: Eukaryota; Metazoa; Arthropoda; Insecta; Hymenoptera; Diprionidae
Product: DNA repair protein RAD52 homolog
Exons: 6
Coding region: 316-1098 (260 amino acids)
Biological process (GO): mitotic recombination; double-strand break repair via single-strand annealing; double-strand break repair via homologous recombination
Cellular component (GO): nucleus
Source: RefSeq, a predicted model, not a curated record